AUGCCCAAGUACAUCCUGACCGGUGCCGACGGCAACCUCGGCGGUGUGGCCGCCGACUUCGCGGUGGAGAUCGCCAAGCCUGAAGACGAGCUCGUGUUCACGAGUUACACUCUGGACAGCAUCCCGACCGACAAGCUCAAGCGCUGGCAGGACAAGGGGGUGAAGGUCGUGGCUGCCAACUACGACGAGCCGGAGACCCUCAAGCCGGUGUUUGAAGGCGCCGAGGCCGUGUCGUUCAUCUCGACGUGGCUCAUUGGAGGCCGUCGCCGCAACCAAGCCAAGAACGUCAUUGACACGGCCAAGGCGUGCGGCGUAAAGCGCAUCUGCUACACGUCGUUUGUCGGUGCCGGCUCCACCGCUGAGAACGAGGAGGACAUCCCGUUCCUGCCGCGUGACCACCACUUCGUGGAGCAGCAGAUCUACGCCUCGGGUCUGCAGUACAGCAUCCAGCGCAACUACCUGUACGCCGACAACAUCCCCAACUUCUUCGCGCCGUCCUGGAAGUUCACGGAGAACCGCUGGCUGACCAACACGCACGGAGCUCGUGGCGCCUACGUGGCUCGCGACGACUGCGGCCGUGUCCAGGCUGCGCUUCUGCUGGGCCGUGGCGAGCCCAAUCACGUAUACGACGUGACCGGCCCCGAAGCCGUCUCCCACGAGGAGAUCUUCGACUUCAUGUGCAACGAGACCGGCUACAAGGCCGAGUUCGUCGACAUGUCGGACGAGGAGCUCAAGAAGUACUGGCUGGGGCGCGGCCUGCCUGUCAACGUCUACGGUGACUUCUCCCAGCUGCCCAUGAAGCUCUGCAUUGGUGACCUGCUGUGCUCUGGUGAGACCGUGGCGAAUGGAUCUAUGAGCCAGACCUCCGACACCGUCGAGAAGCUCACGGGCCGAAAGCCCACGCACUGGAGGGACGCCAUGCUCAAGUACCGCGGCAUCUUCCCCAAGCCGGAGUAA
Phytophthora sojae is the source of this 957-nucleotide messenger RNA. RefSeq lists its product as hypothetical. NCBI's taxonomy places the organism in Eukaryota, Oomycota, Peronosporomycetes, Peronosporales, Peronosporaceae. Bases 1 to 957 code for a protein of 318 amino acids. The record is from RefSeq and is a predicted model, not a curated record. The transcript has a single exon.